Molecule: messenger RNA, 2565 nt
Organism: Coniophora puteana RWD-64-598 SS2
Lineage: Eukaryota; Fungi; Basidiomycota; Agaricomycetes; Boletales; Coniophoraceae
Exons: 11
Coding region: 1-2565 (854 amino acids)
Source: RefSeq, a predicted model, not a curated record
AUGGAAUUCAAAACCGAGUACCAGCCGAAAAGCAGGCGAGCUGAGGCUACACAUCACGAUUCCUACGAAACCUUCCGCUCCCAGUCCAGUAUGCCUGAGGUGAAGCAAGACGAUACGCCUUGGUUUCCGUUCCGAUCGCGGGGCGACAGCGAGCUCGCUUCGAUCGCCGUCGAUUCAAAUCUGUCAGACUCUCUCGUCAACCGACUUCUCUCGCUCCUCAAGGACGUAGCGACGAAGAAGAAGAACGUCACGUUCGCAAAUGCGGAGGAUCUACGAAAGAGUUGCGAUGAGGCAGCGAAAGAGUUCACCCCUUUCCAGGAAUAUCCAAUCCACCUCGAGCAUAAAAAAGACGACAUCGAACUGAAGUUUAUGGCGCGCGACAUGUGGAAAUGGAGCCUCAAUCUCCUGAGUAACGAGCAGCUAGCACCCCACUUCGUAUGGGACGCUCAACGUGUAUACAAGCAUAAUGGAGAUUUAGGCCCCGAGAGCAAGUACGUGAGGUUCAUUGAUGAACCUUGGACGGCGGAUAGGUGGUGGGACGUACAGGUAAGCUUAUAUAACGAUGCCCCGUCUGCCCCGCUCGCUUUCGUUUUCUACGCCGACAAAACCAGGCUAUCUAGCGCGGGUAACGUACAAGGCUACCCGAUCGUGGCCCGAUGUGCUAACCUUCCUGUCGACAUCCAAAACGGGCGAGGAGUCGGAGGCGGUCGUGUUGUGGGGUGGUUACCAUUCCUUCCAGAGGACCCAGAAAAAGAAAAGACCCUCAGUUAUACGACGCUGAAACGUGUCGUAUGGCACGAGUCCGUCGCGUGUAUGUUUUCUGGGGCAAAACACGCGUCUCAGGAGGGGUUCUACUUCUCGAAGUGUUACGAUGGUAUCGCCCGGUGGCUAUUCCUAGUGAUAUUAAUUCUUUCAGCAGAUUAUGAAGAACAAUGUAUGAUGGCUUUGAUUCGCGGGGCGAUGGGUAAUUACCCUUGCCCGGUGUGCUUAGUACCCUCUGAAUGCCAAAGCCACUGGGCCGAGUCUUAUCCUCGGCGCUCUGCGAAGCGCGCCCAGUCUCUUUACAAUGACCUGAAGUCGUCGGAUCGUGCUAAAAAGAAGGCGGCGAAGGUCGAGCUCGAGAAGGAGAGCUGGAGGCCUGUCAAGAGCGCCUUCUGGAUGCUCCGCGACUCUGAUCCGACCGACGCAGUGACGGUUGAUCACCUCCACGCCUUCCAUCACGGCUUAUACGGCAAGCACAUCCACCUGGAACUGAUCAAAAUCCUCGAGAGCAUGGAGAAGAGUCGUGAAUAUCGUGGCAAGCUCGAUCGACAGUUCUCCCAGCUUCCAAGCUGGCGAGGUCUCGCGCACUUCAACUGGGUCACCACCGUGUCGUUCAGCGACGGAAAUAAAUUUAGAGAUAUCUCUCGGCAAAUGCUUUUCGCAGCUUAUAAUAUUGUCACGCAAUCUGAAUCGCCUGAGUUCUACAAGCUGCUGUGUCUACUUAGCUCCUACCUUGAGAUUGACUCGUAUUUUGGACUCAGGGUACUGACAGACGAGAUGCUAGAUGCCCUAGACCGGGAGGUUGAAAGGUAUGGCAGGCUCUUGGAAGCAGCACGGCCACGAAUACCAGACAUCAAAAUUAAUUGGGAUUUCCCCAAGAACCACGCCGUCAUCAAGCACGCUGUCGAGGACCUUCGUCGGAAGGGUGCCAGCUGCAAUGGAACAACGAGAGUCAAUGAAGGCGUACACCCGCCCUUCAAGCAUUCAUAUCUACUCAGAUCCAAUGGAAAGAAGGUCCCUGAACAGCUCCUCAGAGUCGAAGAUCAUCGACUCGCUGUUUCUUUGGUUGAGGACCGAGUUAUAGCUCAAGAAAGGCGGGCGAUGGAUGUCAGCGACCAUCACGAUGAUUCGCUGGGUCCGGCAUUUCAAGGUCAUGUCUAUGUCGGGUCGAUGUGCCGAGCGAUAACUGUCAAGGAGCUCGAGAGCUCACGCCGCGCUUCUGAUCGCGCUUUCAUCAACUUUCGCCGAUCUCUCAAGACUUACAUCAACGAUGUCUGCCUUCCGGAUCGCGAAUACGUCGGCCAGCCUCUCAAAGUUCGUGACACCUUCAUGGAACAUCGUUAUAUGAAGGUGAAUUACGAGUCCCAUGAGAACUGGAAGGUCUCUACGGACCUUCUUCGAUGCACUCCUAGCUUCUACGACAGACCGAGGUACGAUUGCGCUAUUGCGCACUUGGACGAAGACCCGGACGUAUAUGGUAUCGUUCGUUUAAUCUUGAUCUUCAAGUUCACCAUCCCCGAGCUUGGCGCAAAGAGCCUACCAUUCUUUGCAGCCCUCGUGCAGCCAUACACCGCCUCGCUGACACUAGGUUCCCGUACUCGACGCUUGGACACUGAUCUCGGCCUCCUUCGAGUCAAGGCUCAACCACGCUCGGACUCUAUCGUCAUCCCCAUCGACUCUAUCAUUCGAGGGGCUGUUUUAUCGCAGGACUUUCGUCGACCAGACGAAUACUUCGUGAACGACUACGUUGACGGGGAUAUGUUCCUUCGGAUGAAGGACCCCAAGUGGAUUGGGCAGCAGUAG